Molecule: messenger RNA, 1092 nt
Organism: Zasmidium cellare ATCC 36951
Lineage: Eukaryota; Fungi; Ascomycota; Dothideomycetes; Mycosphaerellales; Mycosphaerellaceae
Exons: 1
Coding region: 1-1092 (363 amino acids)
Molecular function (GO): oxidoreductase activity, acting on the CH-OH group of donors, NAD or NADP as acceptor; NAD binding
Source: RefSeq, a predicted model, not a curated record
AUGGCGGACACUCCCAACGGCGACUCGACAGGAUGGACAUUGCAAAAACCUCCGCCAUUGCCGGAAGGCUACUCGAAACACCACAUCGUCUUUCUGGAAGCUGUACACGUUCCAUUGGCAGAGCUGCCUUUCGAAUUUACGAUGGACAAGUAUGAACGGACCUUCCCGGAGCAAAUAGCGGAACGAAUCAAACCCGCCACGAUUGUCAUCAGUAAUGUCAUCAACGUCAAGCCCAGCGAUAUGGAUCAAGCACCACAUCUGCAACUCCUAGCAGUUCUGGCGACAGGCAUGGCGUGGGUCGAUAAGCCGUACUGUGCGAAGCGAGGAAUUACGGUGGUCAAUACGCCUUCGGCGAACAUUGAUGCUGUUUCUGAGCAUUUCAUUGGGCUAUAUUUUGCAAGUCGAAAACGGAUACCGCAAAUCGACCACUCGGUCAAGACUUCAGAUGAGUGGAUCAAGACAAACUCUUUGAGCAAGAAGAUGUGGCCGGACGGACCGCCUUUGGGCUGUAAGCAAGAAACGCUGGGGAUCAUUGGCUACGGAGCGCUGGGUCAGAACAUCGAGAGGCUGUGCAGAGGCCUAGGAUUCCCUGAAGUUUUGGUUGCGGAGCGGAAGGGGUCUGCGAAAGUUCGAGAAGGCAGGGUGGAUUUUGGAGAAGUCAUCAGGAGGAGUACCACAUUUGUGAUUGUCUGUCCCAAGGAGCCGGAGACAAUUAAUCUGAUCGACGAAGCUGAGUUGAAUAUGAUGCGGAAAGAAGCUCUGGUCAUUAACAUGGCCCGAGGCGGAAUCGUCAACGAAGCAGCUCUGGCGAAAGCCCUCAAAGAAGGCCGAAUAUUCGGCGCAGCUGCUGAUGUUCUCGAUACGGAGCCUGGAGGUCCAGGAACGACACCGCUGUUGCCGGAUCUCAGCAAGGGAGAGGAAGAGGUACCGAACUUCAUUGUCUCCGCUCAUGUGGCGUGGAUAUCUGGUGUUACGGUUCAGACGUUACAGGUGAUCAAUCGGGACGCUAUGACGGCUUUUGUGGAGGGGAGGAUGUAUGAUCCGAAGGUUAAGGCUUGUGUUGCGGUUCAUGAUGGGAGGAUUUGGAAGUAA